Messenger RNA from Trypanosoma brucei brucei TREU927, 2301 nucleotides. RefSeq names its product chaperone protein DnaJ. Lineage: Eukaryota; Euglenozoa; Kinetoplastea; Trypanosomatida; Trypanosomatidae. The coding region runs from base 1 to 2301 and encodes 766 amino acids. The transcript has a single exon. The record is from RefSeq and is a predicted model, not a curated record.
AUGCAGUUGCAUUUAUCUUCAAUCAGCAUGAUGUGUUUGCUGUUAGUAACACUGCAGUUGUCCUUCACCCCAAAGGUAACGAAUGCCUCCAUUUUUGGACAACCUAAUGACCGUGAUCUGUAUGGUCUACUGGGUGUGUCACGUGGCUCCACAAAGGCCGAAAUUAAGCGAGCAUUCCGUACGAUAACGCGGGAGCACCACCCCGACAUGCAAGAGGGUGCUGAAGCAAAGGAAAAAGCCAAGGAAUACAUGGCAAAAGUGCUUGUCGCGUAUAAUAUUCUAUCAGAUGAUAUCAAACGCAGUGAUUAUGAUCAGUUCGGAAGGAUUGCUGGUGAACGGCUUAACGCGGCAGAUUUUACAUCCGAUGAGUUAUUCGAGCGCUUUAAUCAGCAUCCACCUAUUUUAUCGAAAUCUUUGCAACUGGAGAAUCUCAUAGUCUUGCGAAGGAUUCUCAACUUCCGCGGAAACCGACUUUUCCUCCUUCAAGUGUACGAUGACACGUGCAAGUCAUGUCAAUUGUUCUCUUCAGUGUGGGAGAAUCUUGUGCACUCCACCCUCGUUGAAUCGGGUGCAGUUGUGCUGUUACGUAUUGACGCCUAUUCUGACGAGGGUCCGGAACUGCUUAAGGAACUUCAUGCUUCAUACGACAAGGAAGUGAAGGUUUAUGGUAUUGCAGAUGGGGUGGUGUGGAACAUGCCACAGAUGGCCGUCGCGGUGAAGAGUAACAGUCAGCGUCAAUUGGAUUACGCCUUAAUGGAGUUCGUUGGCAACUUUUUUUAUGACCGACGUGCCGAGGUGAAUUCAAUGGGCAAUGUGGAGGAUGUACAAGUUCUCCUUCAAUGGCUGCGGGAGCGCCGUUCUGAGGGCGAUUCCGUUCGCGUUUUGCUUCCCCCACUUGCAACAAACGAUAUGGGGGUGGCUUUAUCCGCUCUAUACGAAGGUUCAGCACUGGUUCGCAGUGUUCCACGGGCAGUGCUACUGAGUCUUGUUGAAGAAUACUGUGCGCAAUCCGUUGAUGUGCUCGGUGGUGGUGGUGAGCCCGUUCCCUUACCAGAGUUUGUGGUCGCUUCGGUUGAGCAAUUACCUAAUAUAUCUAGUGAUGAAUCCGCUGGUAAUAAAAGUCAAAUGAGAAGUUGUAGAGGGAUAGUAGUUGGAGCUGCUGCUGCCCUGACCUACCGCAAGGCCGUUAAUUUCCUGAAGGAGAGUUUUCCACAACGUCACCUCGGCAUGUCAGGUCUUACGCAUGUUACCAGUGUAUCUUUCUUUGAUAUAUGCAAAAAACACUGUUUGCUUUGGUUACGUGAUAACUGCGAGGGUGAGCCCACCGGCACUUGGUUGGAAGCGUUAAGAGGUGACUACAAACCGUUCAAAGUGGGUUACAUCUGUUUGAGCUCCGAGCCUUCUCUUAGGGAUGCAGUUCCUCUGCCUUUGGGCACAACGGGGAACUUACUCCUGGCUCUUGUCGAUGGUGACGAUAGUAAGCUUCACGUGAUGCCGGACAUUCCUGAUAAGGUAAACAUAGCGCAGUCACUGUCCAGUAUACUUGCAGAAGUUGGUUCCACCACACCACUGCAACUUGAUGCACCACUUUCCCGCAUUCUGUCGUCAGUACCGUUCCGAAUGUCACGCAAUCAAUACUUAUACAUGUGUUUCCUCUGGAUUUUUGGCCUGGUGUAUCCAUUCUUCUCUACGUGUUACCCCUUUUUCAUGAUGUUUGUGACGCACAAGUUGUUACAGCGGUAUAACCUUCUCGGAAACAACAGAAAUGACAACAACAGUCAGACAAACGAACAGCCAUCGGGUGCGUCCAACACCUGCAGCCGCUGUAGCGGCACCGCCCCUUCAGGCAGUUGUAAAUCCACCGCUUCAGUCACCCGUGGAAGCGCAUGUGAUAAUGGUACAUCUAGCAAAGAGGUUAUUUCGUGCCCUAUUGAGGUUUACACCUCAGCUGAUUUGAGGGAGGCAAAAGAUGGUCGAGGGUUUCUUAUACUAAUCUUUGCCGAAAACGGUAAAACUAUUGAGCCGCCACAGUGUUUCGCGAAGGACUCACGCUUUGUCUUCCGCGCUGUUCCAGAAGAUGACACCCUGUGGAGGCAGUGGCUUUCGCAACAUGUGACUUCCACACACACGGGCGGUGCAGAAGAAAAUGGCUUGAAUAAGGGGGGUGCAUUGCAUGUUGUUGCGAUCCGUCGGGGGAAAAUGCUCGCUGCAAUUAAAUCCCUGUGUGCUUCGGUGGAGGCCUGGUUGUUUGAUAUGGCUGAUGGUACAAUUGUCGCUGACUUACCGCUUCCGGAGCUGUGA